AUGAGACUGGCUGCUGACGAGAAGAUUAAUGAGCCAGAAGAUCCAGCACGUAGGAGACUGGCUGCUGACGAGAAGAUUGAUGAGCCUGAAGAUCCGGCACGUAGGAGACUGGCUGCUGACGAGAAGAUUAAUGAGCUUGAAGAUCCGGCAAGUAGGAGACUGGCUGCUGAUGAGAAGAUUGAUGAGCUUGAAGAUCCGGCACGUAGGAGACUGGCUGCUGACGAGAGGAUUGAUGAGCUUGAAGAUUCAGCCCGUAGGAGACUGGCUGCUAACGAGAAGAUUGAUAAGCUUGAAGAUCCGGCACGUAGGAGACUGGCUGCUGACGAGAAGAUCUAUGAGCUUGAAGAUUCAGCACGUAGGAGACUGGCUGCUAACGAGAAGAUUGAUGAGCUUGAAGAUCAGGCACGUAGGAGACUGGCUGCUGACGAGAAGAGUGACGAGCUUGAAGAUCGGGCACGUAGGAGACUGGCUGCUGACGAGAAGAUUGAUGAGCUUAAAGAUCCGGCACGUAAGAGACUGGUGUCGGACAAGAGGAUUGAAGCGCUUCAGGAUCCCGAUCGUAGAAGACUGGUGGCUGUCAAGAAAACAAUAGGACUGGAAGAUCCGGCACGCAGAAGAUUGGUGAGUAAAAAGAGAGCUAAAGAACUUGGAGAUCUAGCACGUAGGAGGAUAGUGGCUAUCAAGAGGGCUAAAAAGGUUGAAGAUCAGGCACGUAGGAAACUGCCUGCUGACGAGAAGAUUGAUGAGCUUGAAGAUCGGGCACGCAGGAGACUGGCUGCUGACGAGAAGAUUUAUGAGCUUGAAGAGCCGGCACUCAGGAGACUGACUGCUGACGAGAAGAUUGAUGAGCUUGAAGAUCCGGCACGUAGAAGACUGGCUGAUGACGAGAAGAUUGAUGAGCUUGAAGACUCGGCACGUAGGAGACUGGCUGCUGACGAGAAGAUUGAUGAGCUUGAAGAUUCGGUACCUAGGAGACUGGCUACUGACGAGAGGAUUGAUGAGCUUGAAGAUCCGGCACGUAGGAGACUGGCUGCUGACGAGAAGAUUGAUGAGCUUGAAGAUCCGGCACGUAGGAGACUGGCUGCUGACGAGAAGAUUGAUGAGCUUGAAGAUCCGGCACGUAGGAGACUGGCUGCUGACGAGAAGAUUGAUGAGCUUGAAGAUCCGGCACGUAGGAGACUGGCUGCUGACGAGAAGAUUGAUGAGCUUGAAGAUUCAGCACGUAGGAGACUGGCUGCUGACGAGAAGAUUGAUGAGCUUGAAGAUCCGGCACGUAGGAGACUGGCUGCUGACGAGAAGAUUGAUGAGCUUGAAGAUCCGGCACGUAGGAGACUGGCUGCUGACGAGAAGAUUGAUGAGCUUGAAGAUCCGGCACGUAGGAGACUGGCUGCUGACGAGAAGAUUGAUGAGCUUGAAGAUCCGGCACGUAGGAAACUCGUGGCCGACAAUAAGAUUAAUAAUCCUGAAGAUCGCGCACAUCGGAGACUGGUUGCUUACAUGACGAUUGAUGAGCUUGACGUUCUUGCACAUAGGGACCUGCUUUCUGGUAAGAAGAUUAAUGAUCUUGAAGAUCUGGUACGUCGGAGACAGGUGACUUACAAGAACAUUGAUGAGCUUGAGGAUCCAGGACGUAGGAGGCUGACGUCUGACACGAAGAUAAAUGAGCUGGAAGAUCCAGUACGAAGAGGACUGGUUGCUGACAAGAAUAUUGAUGAGCUUGAAGGUCCGGCACUGAGGAAACUGGUGCUUGAUAAGAAGAUUAAUGAGCUUAAAGAUCCCGCACGUAGGAAACUGGUGUCUGGUAAGAAGAUCAAUGAGCUUGAAGAUCCGGCAUGUAGGAAACUGGUGCCAAGCAACAAGAUUAAAGAGCUUCAAGAUCCAGCACGCAGGAAACUGAUCGCUGACAAGAGGACUGAAAAACUCGAAAAUCCAGCACAUAGGAGACUGGUGGCAUAAGGCAUUUACAGUAACCAUUUGAAGCAGCUUCAAGAAAGGAUUUUCAGAAGUCUAUUCUUUCGUAAUAAAUGUUGUUAAAAUCGAAAUCAAGACUGGUUGAAGAAAAGUGGCCUUUUU
Molecule: messenger RNA, 2073 nt
Organism: Stylophora pistillata
Lineage: Eukaryota; Metazoa; Cnidaria; Anthozoa; Scleractinia; Pocilloporidae
Product: myosin heavy chain, non-muscle-like
Source: RefSeq, a predicted model, not a curated record